This is a messenger RNA of Cetraspora pellucida, 404 nucleotides long. NCBI's taxonomy places the organism in Eukaryota, Fungi, Glomeromycota, Glomeromycetes, Diversisporales, Gigasporaceae. The record is from the annotation of a GenBank genome assembly.
AAACACAAAGCAUUUAUUCCACUGUUAGUAAAAGCGAAAGACCUGAAGCAAACACAAUUACUGAAAGCUCAGAAAUAACCACUAUUAAUAAAGAUUGUGAAACAGCUGUCAUUAGUAAAAAACAUAGAACAAAUGAAUUAUGGGAUGAUAAAUUGAUGCAGGGCUAUGACCGUUUUCUUGAGGAUAAUCAAGUUAAUGCUAUAAAUAAUAAGAAUAAAUUUGAGCGAUAUUUGAAUGAUCUGUUUGUUCCCUGUUCUGAAACAUUUGACGUCCUAGUGUGGUGGAAGAAAAAUGAAUUGAAGUAUCCUUCCAUGUUGUCAAUGGUGAGAGACAUUUUUGCCAUCCCAAUAACCUCUGUAGCCUCCAAAUCAGUAAUUUUAGUGUUGGCCAAAUUUUUGCAUUAA